AUGUCAUACAAUCAAUUUCCCAACAGAAGACGAGUAAUACAAGCAUGUGUCAACUGCCGUAUGCGCAAGACGCGCUGUGACGCUGCUCAGCCAAGAUGCGGCCUCUGCACUUCACAGAACGUCGAUUGCGUCUACCGAGAUGCGAAACAGCCCAAGAUUGACUAUAACACUCAAGUCCUCCUGGAGCGGAUGCAACUUCUAGAAGAUCGCAUCUUGUCGUCAAAUUCAACAUCACAGAGUCACAGAGCUCCGCCGGAAGCGUCACCUAUGAGCCAUCAUGAUCCACAACCUGACUCAAUCACUGAGGGCCGUGAACCCGUCUUUGAAGUUCAAAUACCGUUAGUCGCAUACGGCCAACGCCAAUCACGUUUUCUCAUGGAGCUUGGUCCAGAAACUUCUGGAAAAGGAUGGCACAGACGAACAGAACUUGUCGAGCUAUGCAGAUGCAACCGAAGUCUUCUUCCAAGAGCAGCAGAACGGCAAACAUCCUUCAACAACGUCGCAGCCUCUUUCCUCGUGGAAGCUCUAGGAGAGCUCAUACUUUACUUUAUUUCGCGAUGA
Fusarium subglutinans is the source of this 561-nucleotide messenger RNA. Its product is annotated as 3-oxoacyl-reductase. The record is from RefSeq and is a predicted model, not a curated record. Gene Ontology annotation, molecular function: DNA-binding transcription factor activity, RNA polymerase II-specific; zinc ion binding. NCBI's taxonomy places the organism in Eukaryota, Fungi, Ascomycota, Sordariomycetes, Hypocreales, Nectriaceae. Gene Ontology annotation, biological process: regulation of DNA-templated transcription. The transcript has a single exon. The coding region runs from base 1 to 561 and encodes 186 amino acids.